Molecule: messenger RNA, 2444 nt
Organism: Phoenix dactylifera (date palm)
Lineage: Eukaryota; Viridiplantae; Streptophyta; Magnoliopsida; Arecales; Arecaceae
Source: RefSeq, a predicted model, not a curated record
CUUCUCAAAAGAAAUCCAAAACCGACUUUCGAAUUUAACCCAUUCCCAGAGAAACCCCAAUCCCCAAACAAAUCUGUCUAAUAGCUUUCACUUUCUAAAUUCCGACCAUCUAAUUCGCUUGUUGGCAAAUUCGAUGCGACUCCUCUCCCACUUGUAAUUGGAGUUCUCCUUAUUUGGUUUUCUUCAUCUGAUUCAAUCCACGGUCGCUCUUGGCAUUUUUCUUCUUGAAAUUUCUAUGCAUAUUCUCGUUGAGCGUUGUCUUCGGCUCUGGUAUCUUUAGAUUUUUCGUUGUAUCGGAUGCUGCAGGCUGUGAUCGGGAUAUUUUGCAGAGAUUGAGAGGAUUUUCAUGCACGUAGAUGUCUAGCAGUUCUAAUAAUGGCUAUGCCACAGAUGUUAAGUUCUUACGAAGAGGAUCAGUGUAUACAGAGAGAUUGGAGACAGUUGCAAAUGCAGCAUCCGAGGCGUGCCUUAGUGAUAGUACACGCAUCCAGAAAUUGGAAAGAGAGUUGAUGAAUUGCUGUCAAGAGAUAGAAUAUUUGCAGGAUCAACUAAAUCUGCGGGAUGUUGAGGCAAAUUUUAUGGGUGAACAUGUACAUAGCCUUGAAUUGAAGCUUGCAGAAGUUAACAAGCUAAAUGAAAGGUUAAGAUCGUUAGGCGAGCAACUAGUGCAAUCUGAUUCUCAACGCCUGAUUUUGUUGCGGGAAUUAAAAUGCAGAGAAGAAAAGUUGAAGAAGUCCGCUUUGCAUAUAGAGACACUUGAUACAGCAAUUUUGGAUUCACAAUGUGAAAUUGAGAGUUUAAAACUUGAUAUAACUGCUUUAGAGCAGAGAUGCCUUGAGGCAGAGAGCUUUUGCCAACAAGCUGAUCAGGAAAAAGAUAUGAUGAACUCACAAUUGGAAGAACUACAAUUCCGGUUUCAAGAGGCGCAACAGGUGAUUUGCCAUUUGGAAAAUGAGAAUAAAAAACUGCAAGAGAAGAUACAGUUGUCCGAGAGAAAUACUAAAGAAUGUUUUCAUAAAGUUGAAGAGCAACUUCAGAAAUGGCUGGAACACUGUAACAAAAUGGGUAUCCAUAUUCGUUAUGAAUCUACCCAGGCCUUACUGCUUCAUACAAGGAAAGAGCUCCCUUUACCAAAAGAAAUGUGCACUUGUGAGGAAUUUUUAGGCCGAUUCCUUUCAAAAUCUGUUGCUGUAGCAUCUUCUGAUGAACAUGUAAAGGAUGAGAUAGAGAAGAUGGCAAAUCAGAUCCGUGAAUCUGAACUACUAGUAAAGCAGCUCAAGGAAGAGCUUAGAGAAGAAAAGCGAAAGGCAAAGGAAGAAGCAGAAGACCUUACUCAAGCAAUGGCUGAACUAAGGUACCAAAUAAUGGGCAUGCUUGAAGAAGAAUGCAAACGUCGAGCUUGCAUUGAACAAGCAUCUAUUCAGCGGAUUAAGGAUUUAGAGGCACAGGUACAGGAGCAGAAGAAAUCUACUGUGGCCCUUAGGUAUUUUCAGGAAGUACAGGAACAAGCUGAAAGGCAAUCCAUGGAGGUUAGGAAAUUAAAGAAUGCAUUGGAGCGGUUGCACCGGUGCACAGACCUGGGGAAUGCUUCCGAAAAUGAAUGCUGCAUCUGUAAUUAUUGCACAAUUUCACUAGACUCAUCAGACUACCAGAUUGAAGCGCCUGUAGAUGCUGAAGCCAAACACCUCCAGUACAGCUUCGAUAGAGUGGUUUCUAGAUGAAGCUUCUGGGGCUGAAGAGGGGCAAGAUAAAAGAAUGGGAGCAAGGAUAGUUUAUCCUAAACCAGCAUGUUACAGUAUUUUUGUCAUGGAAGGACUCAUCGCAGUAUUGGUAGUUCUAGCUCUGUAUAAAAAACCUGCAUUUGAGGAGCAUGAUAUGAUUUUACCAACAAAAACAUGGUAUGAUAAUCAGCAAGGCUGUUGGUAAAUGAUGGAAAAUUAUCUUUUUAUGCCUGCACGUACGUAUGCUGCUGUAAGAUGACAUUUCAAUUAAAAGGUAAUCAGCAUUUAACAGACUGAAGUGUGAGAUUUUAUAUGGAUUAAUUUGUGUUGGGAUCAAUGGUGUAAAUUUACUCUUCUUCACUAAGCAUUCUUUCUGUUGAACGGAAAAUUUCUUGCAAGAAUGGAGUAUCAGUUAUGACUUAAUAUGUCUAUGCUUCCAAUAUAAGAAUUCAAAGACAGGCAGUUGUAUGUUCAAAUGCUAGGGAACUUCAAAGGAUGCAAAAAAACUUCGCCUUCACUGGCUUGCAUGUAUUGAUGGAGGAAUUUUAAACAGCACAUGAUGGGGUUGGAAGUUGAUUGGAUACAUCAAUCAACUGCCCAAUGUAAAAUACAAUUAUUUUUUUUUCUUUUCGAAAUGCUGGUUUUGUUAGUUAACUAAAGAAUUGGCCCUUUUAUGGGCAUUGUUUGUGGACAUGCAUUUAAUGCAAGAGGAUUGUUAGUUUA